AUGCUCGAGGUCUCUAUCAAAUACAUUGAUCAGCCUUUGCAUCCUGUUCUUCUUGAUUGUUUGAAUUUAUUCAAAGAUUGCUUGACAUUUCACAAAGAUUCCAACGAAACAGAAAAAUUGUAUACGUACUACCCAUUGGUCUGGUACCAAAACUUCGAAAAAUUCAAAAUUAUCGAAAAAUUAUUUGAUAUUGUAUUUAACAGCUCUUCAGAUGCUGUAUUACUUUCACUUACAAUCCUUAGAUUAAUAAUAUCUCAUCCUUCCAAAGAAAUUCUGAAAGAAAAAUUAAGAUAUUUGGUCACUUCAUUUACGCUUGGAUUAAAUCAAUAUUUUUCACGUGACAUCAACAGGGAAUGUUAUUUCCAUCUUUCCAGGAUUAUUUCGAAAUUUGGAAAAAUUAUUCCUCUCCAACAGUUUAUUUCUUUGAAUUUUGCUAAGACAUUCUUCGAUAACGUGCUGGAGUUUACAAAAAUCUCACUUUUGUCCAUUGAUUUUAACAAAGACGCAAGUUUGGACAUUUGCAGAAAUUUACUCCAGUUCUGGGGCUCAAUUUCGAUAUCUGCCACCAAAAUACAGAAGGCUACAAUGUUUAACAAUUAUUUCGACCAAAUUUAUACAAAUUAUUCUCAAAUUUUAUUUUCAAAAUUUUAUUCCGACCAAAACGCAUGCAAUACAUGGAUUUUAGAACCAGAAUUAACAACAGAAGACUUUGCUCCCUUAUUCUUGAUCUUACAAGCUAAUCCUGCCCGUUUUACCUCUUUUGAUCAGAGAUUUAAGACAUUUUUGACAAAUAUCAGAGACAGAGUUAACGUAGAGUACUCAUUUAUUGCCUUGGCGAUCAAUAUUUUGAUCAUUUCAAGCAGAUUUAACGUGAAAUACACUGAUGACUACUUAUUUUUAUCCCCUAAGCAUGAUAAGCAGUGCAAUCAGUUCAAACAUUCACUGAUAAAGUAUGUACUUUCAACAAUUAACAUAAUUCAGCCAGUAUUACCUCAAAUAAGAAAAUCUUAUGAAAUUUUUGGAAGCUACAUCGUUUCUUCGAUCUUACACUUUAUCAGAUCUGCAAAACAAGACAUUGCAAAGCUCCAGCCAGAGUUUCAAUCAAUAAUUGUUGAAUUUUUGAUAAAUUUGUUGAAAAUUUACCAAGAAAACGGUGUUGUUGUCCAACUUACGAUCAGCAUCAUCGUAGAGUUAUCAGAUAUCAUAAACAGCCCCAAAUUAUUUGAUAUCUGCAAUUCGAACGUCCAAAUUCCAGUUGACAAGAGAAUUGACCUUGAAACUCGUUGCGAAAUCAUUUAUUUACUGCACAAGACGUACUCAAAGAACAUCAAAACCCAAAAGAAGCUGAAUCAGCACUUGUUAUUUUUCGAAAAGAGAUUCGACCAAUUAAUCAAUAUGAAUUGGUCAGAAAGAGAUAGCACUUUAUCGUUUUUGUAUUGUAUCAAAGGUCUUUUCGAUGGCUGUCAAAAUUUUGACACUUUUUGUAAAGUGUUCGAAUGGAUUUUGAUCAAUUAUUACGAUUUAAUGAUCAAUUUACUCAAUACAUACAGCGACGAUGAUGAAAUUUUCGAAAUUGUUUUGAAAUUGUUCAAAUAUUUCACAUUUUGCUUCGAAAAAAGAAUUGUAAUGAAUCCAACAUCAUAUGAGUUCUUGACAUUGAUGAAUGGAUUCGCUAAGAUUAGCAAAAUCCUCGCUUUGAAAGCUGAAACAAAAUUUUUAUCUUUUAGAUUCAUUUAUACGUACAUUAUAGCUCACAAAUUCAAUUUCUCACUCACACACUACUUUGAGGACCAAACUUUUGCAGAAAUAAUUGAUCUUUUCUUCAUAAUUUUGGAUAAAAUCAAAAUUGAUGAACUAGACCAAGAAAUUGUCAUGGAUAUAUUUGCAAUAUUAGAUCUGUUCCAAGAUUUGCACCAAGAUCUACUCUAUCCGUUUAAAAUCAGAUUUAAUAUCGUUAUCUCCUUUUUGAAGAAGGCUUUAGACGAAAUAUCCGGUCCAGUAAGAGUUAUUAAUGCAAUCCUUUCAUAUUUAGGAAGUGUUUCUCAUAAAGCUUCAAAUGAACAGUUAGAUUUAGUUUUUAAUAAGCUGAAACCAUUGUUUAUCAUCACAUAUGAUAAAUUUAUACGGAACCGUGCAUACUCUGCUUCUUAUUUCGCUGAUUUCUUCUUCUAUUUUUCAAUGAAUAAUUUAGAAUACGUAAUUAGCAUGUUUGAAGCUCAUUUACGUCCUUACCAUGAUGAUGCAUUUAAUAUUGAAGGAAUUUAUAAUGGUUUUGCUGAAAAUUUGAGAAAUCUUCACGAAAAAAUGGACGAAAUUUUCAAAAACCAAGGUCCUUACUUUAUCCAAACACCACCAAAUAUCGCAACAGAACUAAUUGAUCUAAAAGAAAAGAUCAGAAGGACUCCUUUCACAAAUUCAACAAUUGAAGCACUUUUAGCAGCUCUUAAUGAUGAAAACACCAUGAAUAAUAAUGAAACAACUUAA
This is a messenger RNA of Trichomonas vaginalis G3, 2484 nucleotides long. Its product is annotated as exportin 4,7-related family. Gene Ontology annotation, cellular component: nuclear pore; cytoplasm. Gene Ontology annotation, biological process: protein export from nucleus. The record is from RefSeq and is a predicted model, not a curated record. Bases 1 to 2484 code for a protein of 827 amino acids. The transcript has a single exon. Gene Ontology annotation, molecular function: nuclear export signal receptor activity. NCBI's taxonomy places the organism in Eukaryota, Parabasalia, Trichomonadida, Trichomonadidae.